Molecule: messenger RNA, 504 nt
Organism: Vicia faba (fava bean)
Lineage: Eukaryota; Viridiplantae; Streptophyta; Magnoliopsida; Fabales; Fabaceae
Source: the annotation of a GenBank genome assembly
AUGAAAGAAGAGACGUCAAAAUCCGCCACGCAUCAGGUAAGCAUUUUUGACUAUAAUAAUAACACUUUCAGUGUGAAGGAGACAAUUAACCACGGUGAGGGGAAGCCAUUGGGGCGUUACAAGGUCAACCUAAUGGAAGGAUGGUGUGACUGCGGAAAGUUUCAAGCAUACCGUGUUCCUUGUUCACAUGUUAUCGCUGCAUGUUCCGUGGUGCGCCAAGACGCAUUUCUUUUAUUGUCUGACGUUUACAAGGUGGCGAACUUAUUUGGGGUUUACAGCACGGGCUUUCCAGUUCUACCAUACGAUGAGUAUUGGCCCACUUACGAGGGAGAUCAAAUUUUCCAUAAUCCAGUUAUACGGAGGAACAAGAAAGGUCGUCCCGUGAGCACCCGUAUUACAACAGAAAUGGACGCAUAUGAUAAGUUGGAGAGAAAAUGCACAUUGUGUCGUCUUCCAGGUCACAACCGAACGCGAUGCCCCAAUGUAGGAACUAGUAAUAAUUAG